CCGCGAAAAUGAUCAAAGCCAGCUCUGCAUCAAUUGUUAUUCUUGUCCUGAGCCUAAUGGCUCUGAGUUCGGCGGAACCGCUCCGCCGGCGAUUCUCCGCCCGUCAGGAGGAGGCUCCGCCCAGUCCUUCGCCCACGGGCUAUCCGGAGGCGGGAAUCACCCCAAGUGUUCCCUUCGAUCUGCCCAGCUCGACCGCCAAGCCGGAGAGUACUUACCUGCCACCGGAUAACACCUAUGGACCUCCGGAUAACACCUACGGACCACCAGAUAACACUUAUGGACCACCCGAGGUGGACUCUGUUCCUGUGCUUGAUUCUCAGCCGGAGCCUCAGCCUGAGAAUCCCAUCGAGACCGAUGAUAUUCCAGAAACUGAGGAUGAGUCGGUGGAUGGUGCCAAGCUGCAGCCAGCUGAUGCGGACGCUGAGGAGGAUCAGCCCCUGGUGGAGGUGGCUGAGGAUGGAACUGUCAUUGUCGUAGCCAGCAGUCUCGACCAGCCUCAGACCGCCCAGUCCGCCCGACUCUACCAGCGGUUCCCCCAAGGACGUCGUUAUCGGCAGCCCGUUCCUCAGCGACUGAUCCUGCGUCGCAGUUGGUAGAUUUCAAUAAGAUUUUUAAAUUCAAAGACUAGAACUAAAUGUUAAGUGACCUAAAACAUUCAAUUAAUCAUUAAAUCAAACACCAUUAAA
Molecule: messenger RNA, 686 nt
Organism: Drosophila rhopaloa
Lineage: Eukaryota; Metazoa; Arthropoda; Insecta; Diptera; Drosophilidae
Product: proline-rich receptor-like protein kinase PERK14
Exons: 1
Coding region: 9-596 (195 amino acids)
Source: RefSeq, a predicted model, not a curated record